This is a messenger RNA of Diabrotica virgifera virgifera (western corn rootworm), 17548 nucleotides long. RefSeq names its product striatin-3 (gene Cka). Gene Ontology annotation, molecular function: protein binding. Bases 423 to 2513 code for a protein of 696 amino acids. The record is from RefSeq and is a predicted model, not a curated record. Lineage: Eukaryota; Metazoa; Arthropoda; Insecta; Coleoptera; Chrysomelidae. The transcript is spliced from 11 exons.
UUUUAAGCUUACUUUUACACAAAAAUAAUUUAAAAGUAUUUUUCAAAAACUGGGUGGGUUACAACAAAAAGACCUAGGGCUGUUCAAUGGAGUGGUUGCUCGAUUUCCGACAUGACAGAAGGAGAGAGACAGCGUUAUACAGAAUUAGUGAAAUCGAAGGAGAGCAAUUUUUGCCAGAUGUUGAGGUUGAGUUUUAUUAAAAGUUGAAGUUUCGUGUGAAAAUUUUCUUCAGAAAUUAACUGUUUUUUAUAUGAUAGAUAAAUAAUAGUUGUAGAAUUCGUUUUAUAUAUAAAAGACGUGUAUUAAUGUGUGACUGUGAUAAUACAUUGAAUUAUAAUAGUGCUGACUGAAAUUAAGUUAAAAUGGCGAUUUGAAGAGCAAUGGUGGACAUAUGAAACUUUUCUACAUUAGGAACCUUCACAAUGGAAGACACUUCUCUAAAUCUACAAAACGGCGGACAAAUGGGGCCCCAAGGCGGUUCUGUAGUCAAUAAUAAACAAAAUGAAGAUGUUAAUCCCAAGGCUCAUUAUUCUAUACCGGGUAUCUUACAUUUUAUUCAACACGAAUGGGCUAGGUUCGAAUUAGAAAGAUCACAAUGGGAGGUUGAUAGAGCUGAAUUACAAGCUCGAAUUGCAUUUCUUCAGGGAGAACGAAAAGGUCAAGAAAAUUUAAAGAAUGAUUUGGUGCGACGUAUCAAGAUGCUGGAAUAUGCUUUGAAACAGGAAAGAGCCAAAUUCCACAAAUUAAAAUAUGGCACAGAGUUGCAACAAGGUGAUAUGAAACCACCUGUGAUAGAUGAGUCUAGUGAAUCUCAAAUAGACAGUGACCAAUCCUAUGUGUCAGUAUCAAAUUCUACCUGGAAACAAGGAAGGCAACUCUUACGGCAGUAUUUGCAAGAGAUAGGUUAUACUGAUCGAAUAAUUGAUGUAAGAUCGACGAGAGUUAGAUCUCUACUAGGUUUGAAUAAUAAUAAUGCUGAUCAAGAGGACAACCAAAAUGGUAGUGGCAUUAAUACCAAUGAGUCAAACAAAAGGGCUAGUGAAACACAAGGUAGGAGAACUCCUGCGAAAAAGGCUCAACCAAGCUCUCUAGCAGAAGCUAUGAUAUUAGAUACCGAAGCUGCUGUGAUGGCAAAUUUAGACUUUCUGUCCAAUACCGAUGUCGACAUGGAUGAUGAUGAUGACAUGAGCGAUGAUGUCGAUAUUGAACCAUCAGAUGAUAUUGAAGACGACGUCAAGUUGGGCAAAAAAGAUAAAAUGGAUAAUGAUUUAGGUUUAGGCGAUGAUGUUGAUGCAAUAGCCUUAGAAGUGUUCAACGAACUCAAUAGACUUUCCGAAGCAGAGAAAAAACAAGACAGUAAAACUGAACAAGCUGAUUGGAACAAAGCCAAGAGACCUAUAGGAAUGAACGAUGAAGACAAUGUAGAUUCAACACUUGGUUUGGGGGAAUUAGCUCAGUUAACUGUUAACAAUGAUGCUGAAUCAACAUAUGAUAUUGCUAGUAGUAAGGAGGCGUUCAGAAAGACCUGGAAUGCUAAAUAUACAUUGCGCAGUCACUUUGAUGGUGUAAGAGCUUUAGCUUUCCAUCCAACAGAACCACUUUUGAUAACAGCUAGUGAAGACCAUACUUUAAAAUUGUGGAAUCUUCAAAAGACGGUUCCAGCAAAGAAGAGUGCGUCAUUGGAUGUAGAACCACUAUAUACAUUUAGGAGUCAUACAGGUCCCGUUCUUUGCUUAGCUAUUUCGGGAACUGGAGAGCAUUGCUAUUCAGGAGGAUUAGACGGCACUAUAAAUUGUUGGAAUGUUCCUAAUUCCAACAUCGAUCCAUACGAUUUGUAUGAACCUGAUGUUUUGAAUUCUACGCUUCAUGGUCAUUCGGAUGCUGUUUGGGGAUUAGCGGUUUUAAAUUCUAAACAGCAGCUAUUGUCUUGUUCUGCCGACAAAACAGUCAAAUUGUGGGCGCCGCAUUCUAAGCAACAAUUGUUGUCAACCUUUAUUUCGGAUAUAGACGGCAUUCCUUCAAGUGUUGCUUUUGUUAGGGACGAACCCAAUCGAAUUGUGGCAUCUUAUUCUAGUUUAAACUGUGUCAUAUUUGAUACGGAAACCGGAAAACCUGUAACUCGUUUAGAAUCCACUGCCCCUGAUGGUGUAAAUAGCCGUGCUAGACAAAUAAACAAGGUUGUUUGUCAUCCAACACUACCUCUAACCAUCACUGCUCAUGAGGACACACACAUUCGAUUUUGGGAUAACCAUACUGGAAAAAUGGUGCAUUCAAUGGUUGCCCAUUUGGACGCUGUUACCAGUUUAGCUGUAGAUCCAAACGGACUUUAUAUACUUUCAGGAUCGCACGAUUGUUCAAUUCGGUUAUGGCACUUGGACAACAAAACUUGUGUGCAAGAAAUAACUGCUCAUCGUAAGAAGUUCGAUGAAAGUAUUCUAGAUGUCGCUUUCCAUCCAUCAAGGCCAUAUAUAGCCAGCGCGGGCGCAGACGGCUUGGCCAAAGUGUUUGUGUAAAAAUACAGAAAAAAUUUGUGUACUUGUGUUAAACUGUAUCUCGAACUUCUCCGUAUACUAUGAACCGUUACGAAAGUGAUUCAUAAUUAUUUGGUCAUUGCUUUUAUAAUUAUUAUAUUUUGUAGGUUAGGUGUACAUAUACCAUCAUUUUUAAUAUUUUGUAUAUAUACUCUCAAGAUCACCUUACAUAAUUAUUUUUAUCUGUAAUCGUUUGUAAAUAAGUUUAUUUAUUUCAUUGCAAGAAUUUAUUAUUUUGUGGAUAACAGUUUCAUUUCUUGUUAUGUUCCAAAGCAUUUUCAAUAUGAAUCCAGUAAAUGGGAUGGUAAUAGUUGUGUAUUAUCAGUUUCUGAGAAUUUACCGUUGAUUUUAAUAUAACUAUAAAAGAUCUAACUAUAUGAUUUUUGUUGUUAUUGUAACAUACUUAAAUAUUUCUUAUACGUCUAACGAUAUUUCUAGAUACGUCUAACGAUAUUUCUAAAUACGUCCAAUAGACACAAGUGAUAAAGAAAGUUUCAUUAUUAUUUUUGCAAUGUUUUCUUCAGAUUGUACUUGAUCUAACAGAUUUAUGCCAGUCUCAAAUUUUCAUAAGCAUCCACACUACAUUACAUAUAAAUUAAAUAAAUUUUGAAUGGAAUUUCUGAAUUUUCUGUAUGAGUUUUCUUUAAUAAUUAGUUGAGAGUUAUUGACACCACACAUUAAAAAAUAGUGUUACAGUUAUUUUAUGUUUUUAUUUCUUUGUGAUUUUUACAGACAUAUUCUUGCUGUUGAUUUGAAGAAAACCUGAAAUAUCUAUCUGAUUCAAAGGUUUAAAGAAUGCACGUGAACACUGUGGUCAUGAUGUCGAUUACGGUUGUUUUACUUCUAUAAUUGUUGUCGUUUUGGUACAUUUUGUUUAUAUUUAUUGUCGUAAGAAGAUUAAUCUGACCUUCUGUAAUCCACACGUCGACAAAUAAUAACUCAUUUUGAUUUAUUUUCUCUGUGAGAAUACAACCUUAUUUUCAGUAUCAUUUGAUCACAUUUAUCUACCUCUCCCUAUAACGGUUGUAGAAUUCAAUCGAUACAGGACAAAAAAUAUUGACUUUUGUACCGUCUUUUAGUUUUCUACAUACAGUUGAUUCUUCUGCCUUACGAUAGUAAGUACGAAAAAAUUACGAAACUAAUUUUCGAUGAAUAAUUCUGUAAUAUAAAUCAAAAACGUUUGUAAUACGAGGGUGAUUUGUAAAAAAAGGUUCCGUAUGUGCGAUGUGCUGGGAGAAAUGAGAAACUUUUAAUAAUAAAUUAGUAAAGUUAAUGAAGAAAUACUCAUUUUAAAAAUAAUCAAUACUUAUUUAUAACAUUGCAACGACCCAUUUAGUAAUCACAAGAAAAGUUCAGGUCCGGAUUAACAAAAAAAAAAAAAAAGAAAAAGUAUGUGACCUUGAAACAACACCCUGUAUAUUAAAAUUUUGAAAACUCGUCGGCACAUUUGAAAAGAGCACAAAAACUAAGUUUAAUUGCUCGCUUCAAUUCUUUGCGCAGACAAUUGAAUGACAUUAAUUUUGAACUUAUAUCGAAAUUUUUGUGUUGAAAGUUCGAGUUCUUAAAAAUUUCAACGUAAUUUCAAAAUUAAAGUCAUUGAAUUAUCUGCGCAAAAAUGGAAGCUCCAUUAAAGCUCUUUUCAAAUGUGCAAACGGGUUUUGAAAAUUUCAAUAUACAGGAUGUUGUUUCAAGGUCACAAUGGAUUUAUAAUUUUGUUUAAUCUGGACCUGGAUUUUUUUUUGUGAUUAGUAGUUUAGUGGUUUGGGUUCUAAAUGUGACAUAUGUGUACCAAAUAUCAAAAAAAUAUACAAGGUGGUUCUAAAGUUAUGGGCCCAGAAAGAAAUGGGCAAAAUCGAUAAAACACCUUGUAACUCGGUUAUAAAGUCGGUGGAGCAAUAAAUUUAUUAUGUCUAGAACGGCCUCAUUUACCCCUAUUCACCAUUCAAGUAUUUCCGUUUCUCAAUAAGUAUACUACUUCAUCUUGGCAAUAGCUACUAUGUGGCCCAGGAAAGAAAAAGGUUGAAUAUCGCUGGUUUAGAUGUUAGUAUUUGUUUGUCUUUGACUGAAACAAGUUGUAUUUCUAUUGAGUACGUAGAUAAAAGUGUAAUUAUAACGUCAGUUUAGAUUCAUAUUAUGGAUGAAGCAAUUCCAGCAUCUCGACCAAAAUAGUACAAUGUAAAUAAAACUAACGAUGAAUGUCAAUAGGUAAAAUCCAUUUUGCAUUUAAAAACGUAUCACAGCAUGAAUUUCAUAUUGGCGGUAACAAUGACCGGGACCUCCAUCUUCGAAAGCUGCCAGGCCGACACUGCGCAAUGCAGCGAUGCUAAACUAGUAGGAUAAGCGAGAGGGAGAGUUGGUGUGUAAGGCAGUGUUGCCAGAUUUCUCCCAGCACGUCACAAUUUUUCUCAGCGGCAUAGGGAACCUUUUUUGCGAAUGACCUUCGUACAACAUCGCAAGUCAUCCUCGGUGCUAUUAGUUAAUUAAGUGAGGUUGUCUAGCGAGUGAAUUCUCAUGUCGGCGUGAAUAUAGUUGAAAGGAGAGGGUCCCGAAAACAAAUAAAAUAAUGUACAAAUUCCAUGUACUUGCAGAAACUAUACAUUGCCAACAAGACAAUUCGUAAUUUGGAUAGAAAUAUUUGUAGGAAGUAUUAAAAAUUUAGAAUAAGACUGACAAAAAAAUGGCAUAUAUAUCUAAAUUAUACGAUGUAUAAUUAACUUUAUUAACAUUACAAGACCAUAAACGAGAUAUUAUUAUAGGGACGGUACCUAAAUGUAGACUAAAUCGAUUGACAUCUAUUGCUAUGGGUCUAAUGAAUCUGUAAGACAUACUGAGUAAGUACUAAUGUAAGCUAUACCGGGUGGUGAAUCGUAAAACGGGCCAUAGGAAACUCAAUGUAAAAUUCUAAACUGUUGAAUUCCUGCUUCCCUAAUUAUUUUACAUCAAAAGUAAUGAGAAAAUAUUUGUAGAGGAUUGAAAUCUGUAUUAAAAUCAAAAGUUAAAAUUGUUCUACGAUUUAAACGCAUUCCAAAAUUUUGAAAAAUAUAAUACAUCUGCCACAGUAGGUAUGUGUGUAAAAGUUAGGCCACACGUUACUAUUUAACUGACAGUGCUCACACCAUUGACUGAAUAAAAAAUAUUUAUUAUUAAUACUUUCUCCGCAACUGAGGGUAUCUUAUCAACUGUAUUGUUUUUAAACAAUAAAUGAUAAAAUAAAAAUAUUGACAGUUCAAAAAUGUGAAAAUAAUAACUUCAUUCUGACACAUUAUUGCACUGCGUGUGGCCUAAUUUUGGGCUGAAAAACUGAAAAAUGUAUUACAUUUUUACAAAAUUUCGGAAUAUGUUUAAUUCGUAGAACAAUUUUAACAGUUGUUUUCAAGACAGAUUUCAAUCAUCUACAAAUUAAUAGUUUCUAAUGUCUUUUGAUGUAAAAUAAUUAGGGAAGCAGGAGUUCAACAGUUUAGAAUUUUACAUUGAGUUUCCUAUGACCCGUUUUCCAAUUCACCACCCGGUAUAUGAAUUUACAAUAAUUUUUUUUAACAAAAAUUUCCAUAAACUGAUAAUACAAGCAAUACGUCUCUAGACAAAUUUCUAUAUUUUUAUGUACUUGUGAUAGAAUAUGAAUAUUACAUUAAAUUUUAAAGACUUAUGUAUGCAAAUCCUCUGGGGGAUUUUCUUUAUGUAUAAACUUGUUUUAGUCUAUGUAUGUUUUUCUAUUAUUUAAAAUUAAUUGUAUCCUUUUUUUCUCUUAGUUCACCAUUAUUUUCUAUAACUCUUAUCAUCGAUUAGCAGGCUUGAUCAGAGCAAUGAAAUACUACCAAGGUAAAUAAUGAGUGUCAAAAAAUUGUCCGAUUUGAAUAUCUUUACAUUAAAAGUAUAAAUAAGGGCUGAUAAGAGCAGUCAUGACAUUUUUCAAUAUUAUUUUUUAUAUAGUUUGUGGGCUCUACUUAUAUAUAGCUGUAGUCAAUGUAAAUUAGAAAUUUUUAUUUUGUAAUUUAAGUAUCGUAUAUGAAAGUGUCUCAGUAGUUGAUAAACCUUUAUUUAAACGAAUAAAAUAUAAUAAAUAGUUAGGUAGAGCUUAGGUAGAUUUAAAAAAUGUAUAGGAUUUUUGAGAAUCUAAAUCGAAUAUUAAGAAUGUGUAAAAUAUCUAAUUGUUUCAUUACCUUCUAUACACGAAUACAAUGUCCAGUUACACAGGUUAAAAUAUUCAAUAUUCGUUGAGAGGAAUUUUAAACUUGACAUAUGCAAUAUUUUUGUCACAAACAUAUAUUGCGGUCAAUAUGGUUUUAUUUAUUUGGUAUAAACAAGCUACAAUAGAGUCUCUAGUUAUUCAAAUAUGAGGACUGGUUUUUUGAUUAUAUAAAUUUAAAGUCUGUAAAAACUACGCAGUCUAAUAAAUCAUUAAAUAUUCACACGUCCAGAGUGUACAAGGUUUUUUUUUCUUUUCUUAUUGGCUAAGUCACGAUAGAUAAUAAAUUACUGUUUGCUACAAUAUCCCAAAGUACAUAUAAUAACAUUAUGUACAAGUGCGCACAUAUAAUACUUAUGCACGCACAUUUCGCACAUAUAUACAGUUCACCAAGAAUAGCUGAAAGUCUGAAAUUCUAACUGCCUGCGCGAACAAUGAAGUGAGAACGCACUCGGAAGGAAAAAGAUAGCCUGUACGCGCGGGUCAACUUUAAAAUAUAGGUACAGUCGGAGACACAAAUAUAGAAACGUAAAGUUUGAAUAGUUUCUAAUAGGUCCCGUACACAAUUAUUAUUACUGUCAUUACUUUUCUUCAGUAUAUUUGUAGUAUUUUUUUACAAAGUGAGAUGUAAUAAAAUAGAUCCAACAAAAACCGCUUGUGUUGCUAUAAAUUAUGGCAUUAUAAACCAAAAAUUAUAUUUUUAUAUUGACUAUUUAUACUUUACAUUACCAUUAUAUUGACCAAAAGGUUUCGGAGAAAAAGGGCGUAAGCAGUAGGGUAAUAAAGUAGUAAUAAAAUCGUCUAUUGCAAUACUAAAUAGAAAUUAGAUGUUCGGUCCCGGUGAAGCAUAAAUAUGGUGUCUUUGUACCAGUACUUUUUGUUAAAAGAGAUAUUUAUAACCUUUCUCGUAUCCAUUUCCAUAGCAUUUGUCGUCAUCGUUUUAUUCAGUCCACACAAACUUUUCACUAAUUUAAAAUCAAAACUGACUUUUUUUCAGCGACAUAUUGCUUCAUAGAAGCCCAUACUAACUCUAUAUGAUUCAAAUCCGGAUAAUAUCUUGGGUAACCGUAAAACUGAAUGUCCUUUAUCCUCGAGUAUUUUGUCAAUUUCAUAGGUUUUAAACAGAGGUUUGUGUAAUUUUAUAAUGUCGUAUAAUUCAAAUUUCAACAUGUCAUCUGUAAAGGAAAUAUUUCGCGUUGUCAGCCACUGCUGCAUUUCUGCUUUCCUUGAAGACAUAGUUGGACAUUUCUCAGUUUGUACGUUGUGAUACCGUGCAUUAACAAUCACUAAAACGCUGUUCGGGGGCAAAUUUGGUAUCAGUUUAUCCUGAAGCCACUUUUUGUAAUUGUCGUAGUUCAUUGCAUCAUGAUAAUCUCCUGUUUUUAUAGUAGGUUUGUAGCGCAGAUAAGCGUUUUUAACAAACCCACUUUCACCUCCAGCAUGCACUAUCACAAGCAUCUGUCCUUUAGAUACUGGUUUUUGUAUGCCCUUGUUUGAACUAUCAGACCAGCUCUUUUGGUAGGUAUGAGAUGAAUGGACGUAUGUUUCAUCCAUGUAUAUAAUUGGGCGAUUUGAGUUCCUUUAACGUUUCAUACUACGUAAGAAAUUCAGUCUAAUAUGUUGAAUAUUAGGCUUUUCCAUUAAUAAUUUUCUAUUAGUUCUGGUUUUUCGCCAACGAAAUCCCAUCUUUCUAAUUACUGUUCGUAGGCUUUCUAUGGAACCUGAGUAGUUACUCCUCUGCAAAUGUUCUAUGUAUGCGUUUCACAGUUGGGACUUGUUUUUGUGUUAUACAAAAAUCCAUUAUAUAACGUCGAAGACGCCCUAUAUCAAAAUCGUCCAAGCACGUUUUUGAAGCGCUUUUUUUUUCUCUUUUUGUUUGGAGUUAAGAACUCCAACAAAUGAGGAAUAUUCGCCAUCUUCAAUUAAUUGCAUUUCCCGAGCAAUUUUUUGAACGCUGCUUAAACUAACACCUGUUGCCAAUACCACACAUUCCUGCACUUUUUUCAAAUCUCUACACGGUUCAUUGUUUUUCGCUUCAUUUAUCAUAAAAUGAAUCACGUUUGCUAUCACUUCCCGUGUCUGAUUAUUUAAAACUUUUCCCUUCAGAUUCGAUUUAAACAAAAUUUGCAAAUUUUAAACUGAUUCUCCUUUGCGGUUCGUACUUACAAAAAAUGUUUCGCAGACUGUACCGACUUGUUCACGUUACAAACGGUAGAUAUUAAGUGAACGCUCAGUGCGAGAUCCGUCGGAUGACGAAUGCGCAUCAUGGGCGUGGUUAUUUUCAGACUUUCAGCUAUUCUUGGUGAACUGUACAAAGGUAGUGUAAAAGGGUUAUCUUUUUAGUUUUGCGUAUAGCCAUAAAGACACAAAAUAUAGAUUUAAAGUGCUUUAUUGCUUUUCAAAAUAUGUCCCACCAAGAUCGAUACACUUUUGCAUAGGUUAAAACCAAUAAUUGUUAAAACGGUUAUUAGUCUAAUCUCAACAUAGGGAUUGGAUACUUUUGGUUCGUCGCGAUUUGAUGGUGAUAUUAUAGGUUUUUUGGGUCGCUGAAUCCAAUGGAAGUGGUCUGGAAGCCCAAAUGUGGUGCGUUUAAUUGUUAUUAAAAAAUUAUGGUAAAAUUAGGGGUUUUUCAGGAAUUAUUAGAAGCCCUGUAAAUAAAUUGAUAGUGUUAAGGUCUUCUCUGGUGUAUUUUUGGUCGCUGAAUCGAAUGCGACUAGUCGCGAUUACUCAAAAUAUGUUCUUAUUUUGUUAAUAACAAAAUAAUAGUUUAUUCGCCGAAAAGCUCGAAAUGCGCUAUCUACAGCAAAUUUGUAGUCUUUUUUAUAGUAUUUUUAUACGCUAAAUCGAUUGCCGCUAGUAGUGAUAGCUUUAACCACGUUCCGACUUUGUUAUUAAUAAAUUAUUGCAAAAAUAACGGUUUAUAGUACGUUCACUCACGGUUUUUGCUCUAAAUUUUAAGAAACCACUUGGAUUGACAUGAAAUUUGGCAUACACGUAGUCAAACAAAACAAGUGAUAUUGUAUCGAUGUCUGAUUUUACCCUGGGGGUGAGUUUUAUCCCUUUUCGGGGAUGAAAAAAGAAAUCUUUAAAAUAAGUCCAUUGUUCUAUACAGUUUUUUCACAAAGUCAAUACUUUUCAAGUUAUUUGGUUUUUUUGUUGAAAAAUGAACAUAUUCAUUCGCAAAUAACUCGAAAAGUAUUGACUUAGUGAAAAAAUUAUAGAACAAACGUUGCUUAGAAUGAAUCAGUUUAUCCAAUUCCGGACUUCUUUUAAAAGUUUCUUCUUUCACCCUCGAAACGGGGUGACACUCACGACCAGGGUAAAAGCAUACAUCGGCACAAUAUCACUUGUUUUGUUUGACAUGUUAGCUACGUGCAUGCCAAAUUUCAUGUCAUUCCAAAUGUUUUUUAAAAUUUAGAGCAAAAACCGUGAGUAAACGUACUAUAAACCGUUAUUUUUGCAAUAAUUUAUUAAUAACAAAGUCGGAACGUGGUUUAAGCUAUCACGACUAGUGACAAUCGAUUUAGCUUAUAAAAAUACUAUGAAAAAGACUACAAACUUGCUGUAGAUAACUUAUUUCGAUCUUUUCGGCGAAUAAACAAUUAUUUUGUUAUUAAUAAAAUAAGAACACAUUUUGAGUAUUCGCGACUAGUCUCAUUCGAUUCAGCGACCAAAAAUACACCAGAGAAGACCUUAACACUACCAAUUUAUUUACAGGGUUUCUAAUAAUUCCUGAACAACACCUAAUUUUAGCAUAAUUUGUUAAUAACAAUUAAACGCACCACAUUUGGGCUUCCAGACCACUUCCAUUUGAUUCAGCGACCCAAAAAACCUAUAAUACGUUCCACGGUUGUGUGACAGUUAACUUUGUUUUUCGACACCAAUUGACGCGAACCGCUAUUUGCUCUUCUGUGAGGAAAUGAGGGAUCCAACGGGAAACCAACUUCGUAACACCCAGUUCUUCACGUAAGAUCUUUUGGAUCGAGAUCUUUCAAAUGCCCAAAGAUGCCUCUAUCUCAUGGUAUGUUAACACGGCGGUCAUCCUUAAUUAGCUGACGAACCGCAUCAAUGUUUUGCUGUGUGACUGGUGUUUUGGCUGGACCUGGCCUGGAUUCGUCGCUGAGACUGGAGCGACCACGUUGAAAUUCGCAAUAUCAGCGGGAAAUAGUUGACUGGUGUGAUGCUUCUUUCCCAAACACAGAAACCAUUUCAGCGAGACAUUGUUGUUGGUUUCCUCUCCGAAAAUUGUAAAAAAUUAUUGCUCAAAAAUGUUCUUGGCUAAUUGCUAAUUUCAAAAAUUCACUGUAUCUACACUUGACAAAAAAUGAGGUUCCAUUUGUGUCGGAAGGUUUUACUGGUGGCGCCCUCUAAGCGGCUAUAUGCAAAACUACAUAGACAAACCUCGUAUCACAAAAUUUAAAGGUAACACUCAUGUUAAUUAUUACGUAUGUUGUUUGUCCACUAUAUAAUUCCACCCCGUAACAGAUGUAUUGAGAAUGUAUUUUCCUCGCUUAAAAUAGCUUAUUACACUUCCAAUAUUUUAAUCCAGACUUGGAACAGUAUAUGUUUAUCGAUCCUCAUCGAGUCGGUAACAUGUUCAAUUUCUCUCUCCUGUCGUUUCCCCAUUACUGAGGAUCGUGAUUUCUUCCAAUAUUCCUAACAAUGUUUCUCUAUUGGUCUCUAUCUUCAGCUGCUCUAAGAGCGUCGCACAAUGAGUUUCCAGCUGAAUGCUUUAUUUGGUCAGACCAUCUAGUUGGUGAUCGUCCUCUUGAUCUUCUCCCCGGAACGUUUCCAGAAACAAUUAAUCUCUCCAAACUGUCGUCACCUCUGCGAACCACGUGACCAAAUAAUUGCAGAAUUCGUUGCAGACAUAAUGUGGACAGCCUUUUUUUAAUAUUGAGUUGGUUUAAAAUGGAAACGUUUGUCCUAUGAGCUGUCCAAGGUAUGCGCAGCAUUCUUCUCCAGCACCACAUCUCAAAGGCAUCAAUUUUUUGGCGCUCGCAUGCGCAAAGAGUCCAAGUCUCUGCUCCGUAUAGAAAUAUUGAGAAUACAAGGGCAUUCACCAGUCUCAUCUUGAUAUUUUGAGAGAUAGAUCUGCCAUACCAUUAUCCAAAUAUCAUUUUUUGCCAUACUAAUAUGUCUCCGAACUUCUGCUUCACAGUUACCAUCGUUAGUUAUACUAGACCCGAGAUAGACAAAGGUGUUUACUAUCUGGUAUUCCUGUAAUCUGUUAGUCAGUUGAAUAGUGUCAAAUCUGUCGACCACCAUUAUUUUUGUCUUAGCUUUAUUGAUUUUCAGACCAACUUUAUUUCUUUCGUACUCAACUCUUCGCAGAAGAUCAAACAUUUCUUGGUUAUUUGCUGCUAUAAGUGUAGUGUCAUCAGCAAAUCUUAAAUUGGAGAUUUUCCUACCAGCUACUGUUACUCCACCGGCCCAUCCUUCUAAAACCAUCCUCAUGACAUGUUCACCAUAAAUGUUAAAUAAGUCAGGUGACAACACGCAUCCUUGUCUAACACCUCUCUCGGUCUUGAAUUGGUUUGAGAACUUCUGAUCUAGCCGUACUGUCGCUAUAUUAGACUGGUACAGAUUUUUAAUAAGUGUCACCAGGUGCAUUGGUGCGCCCAUUUCUAUUAAAAUUGACCACAGAUUUAUCCAGCUUACACAAUCAAAUGCCUUUUGGUAGUCAACGAAGCAUAUAAUCAUAGAUACUUGAAAUUCUCUAGACUCUAGACUUUUCAAUGAGUUGUCUCAGGUUCAGGAUUUGUUCCCUUCGUUCCUAUCGUCUUCGAUUAUAUGGGAGUAUAAUAUACAUCGCAAAUUUAAUUUACCAUGACCCUAGAUGCUAAAAUUUUCCUAGACGCUUUCAAAUUACCCCAAAAUUGUGGGAAAAUACACCAAUCUGGCAACCCUGUUUCUAUCUACCGUUUGAAACACCACCGAACCCGAACAGCUGUUUGCUGUUCGGUCAUGGGCGGUGGCCGACGAUGGGUAUUUACUUUUACGGUCAUCUACCCAUCCUGUAGCAUGUUCCGAACAAUCUCUCGUGCUCACUCCAACUUGUACUAUUUCUACAUAAGGUUCUCUUUGUUACUUCAAACUUUGUUCCUCAAAUCUUAUUUCUAAUAUAACGUUUAAGAAAUAACUAUCUCAUAACUGUGAAGAAUGCAUCACACCGAAUUUUACCUAAAUAGUUAUGGGCAUCGUUAUACCUGAGAGUAAUCUUAACUUUAACUCAAACGUUAAAGAUAACUUCGGUUAUCCAUCAUACGGCUGAUUGUAAUGUUCUUUUCUUAAAGGAUCUUUUGCUGUUUAUAUUUUACAAAUAAGGUCAAAAUAUACUCUUAAUACUUGUUGACAACGCUUCUGGCAACCUAGAAUGAUAAUUUUUAUCGUCCAUACCUAUGAUAUUCAGAAUCAUAUCAAACAUUUAACUAACCAAUCUUUUUAAACAUCCCCAUCGAUGUCUUCCUAAUAACCACCCUUCCGGUUUGAACUAACAGUUGACAAUCAAUCUUCCACAAAACCUUCAAAACUUCCAAUACGCACAAUAAUCAAGUCUUUUUUCUUGAUCCCAAUUCAGACUUUUCGACAUCCUUCCAAGAAUGACUGUCGUUCUGAUUUAAUCUUUACGUCUUGCCAGUUUUUAGUUUAUGCAUUCAUCUAUGUUUUAUGUAGGUAACAUAUUUGUCAAUUGAAUCUCUGGCUUGUUUAGUCUAUAGUUAAUCGUUCUUUAAUUAAGAGACAUUUUGUAUUAAGAGGCAAGGAACAUUUUGACGCCUGUCAAAAUUUUCAAUGUAUUUUAAAUGUAAUCAUUUUUUUCGAAUCCUGGAAAACUAAUAAGUAUUUUUGAAAAAUUUAAACGCAGAAUGAAAGAUAACUGUAUUACCGAGGGCCGAAAGUCCCUUAGAAUAAAUAAAAAGUUUCUUUUGAAUGGUAUAUUUGAAAUUAAAAAUCAUACUACAUUUUCUCUUAGUUUUUCACCCCUGUAACUUACUAAAAUAAACAUAAAAGUUUUCAGGGACUUUCGGCCCUCGGUAAGAACGUAAUCUUUCAUUCUGAGUUUAAAUUUUUCAAAAACACUUAUUAGUUUUCUCAGGAUUCGAAAAAAAUGAAUCCCCAUUUAAAUACCAUUGCAGCCGAAAAUACGUACCCAUCCCCUUAUGUUUUCAUACUGAAAUUCAUCAUCAUCAUCAUCAGUAGCUCGACAACCCUUUUUGGGUCCUGGCUUGUUCUAGGAUUUUCCGCCAUUCUGUUCUGUUCCUUGCUUUGUUCUUCCAGUGGGUAAUCUCAAGUGUUUUCAGAUCUUGUUCCACGUAUCUAAGUUUGGGUCUUCCCUUUGACCUUCUCCCUACUGGUGUUUGCUUCAUUAUGUGUUUUGGUGUUUCGGUCUCCAACAUUCGUUCAACAUGGACCAUCCAACGCAGACGUCCGAUCUUUACGGAUGUUAUGACGUCGGGUUCGUUGUAUGCUGCGUAUAGUUCAAAAUUAUAUCUUCUGCGGCAUACGCCAUUUUCUUUCACCCCCUUAUAUAUGUGUCUAAGGAUUUUUCGUUCAAACAUACCUAAUAAGUUCUCAUCGCUUUUCGUCAGUGUCCAUGUCUCUGAUCCAUAUAUAAGGACCGGUUUUAUCAGGGUUUUGUAUAUUUUGCAUUUGGUUUUUCUCGUGAUGUUAGAUCUUAGAUGUUUAAUGAGUCCACAUGAAUUCUGAAAUUCAGUUCUUUCUAAAGUUUCUAUACCAUUCUAGAUAAUUUCGGAACUCCGUGUCUUCUUCAAUACAUGUCAUAAUUUUAUCAAUGAUAGGGUCCAGAUUUGAGUUCUUUAUUAAUCUAUAAAUGGCAACACACAUCAUAGCAUUAGUUAAUUUGAAAGUAUCAUCAACACUUGCACGAGAUUGAUGUUUUUUGGAAUUCUGCUUGUUGAGUCUAUAUUCUUUAUUGUAUUUACUUAACUCUUGCACAAUUAAUCUAAUAAUGUAAAUUACAAAUAAUUUAAGAAUAUUUCUUACAGUAACAGAAAAUAAUAUUUCCUUUCCAUUGAGCUAGUUUGAAACUACCCGAAAAAUUGCAUGAAACUUGAAUCAUAUUAAAAUAUUCUAAAAACUUAAAUUAUACUAAUAUAUUGUUUAAAAAGAAAUGUCUUCUACACAAACCCAUCUAUAGGGCUCCUCAUUCACAGUCAUUUGUUUCGAGCUUCUGUCAUGUGUCACAUAAUAUUAAUAUAUCUACAUCAUACGUUAUUGGUAUGUACCAAUGGUACCAAUGAUACAAACCAAAGACGUAUGACGUAGAUAUAUUAAUAUGGUCCUUUUCAUGAGUAUUUUUCAGUGCGUCACAAAUGAUAGAAAAAAAGGUAAGUCCGUGAUAAUACACAUUUAUAACAUUAAUACACAUUUAUAACAUUCCAACAUGGCAUUUUAGUUAAAUCUGACAGUUGUCACAUUUUAUUUGCAAUUUGGCAUAAAAACAAAUCAAUUGUGUUUAUUGCAUUUAUAAAAUGGUAUUUUCUUUGAUUUGUAUAGUCUUGUACAGAUGAUAUUCGUAGAUAUAUAUUAUAAUUCGUAAAUAAUUUUUUUUCGAUUAUAGCGCCAUCUAUGGACAACUAAAAUAAAUGUUAUAAAUGUCUGUAAUCACCGACGUGCCUUUUUUUCAGUCACAUACAAUUUAAUGCGUUAGAAAGAAAUCGAAAAACUGUGACGCACUGAAAGAUGCUCAUGAGAAAAAGAAUAUGUGACAUGACAGAAGCUCGAAACAAAUGACAAUCGAUGAAAAGCCCUAUACAGGAAGAACCGAAAUGUUUGGUAAUAUUAUAUCUAAAAAUAUACAUAUUUUGGUACGGUCAUGAAAGUACUUCAUGUGAUGAAUUUAUUAUUCUGUGUCAUUCUUUUAGACUUUAACUUUAUUCCCGUAUUUAUAAUAUUGUAAUAUGUAGCAGCAAAUCUCAAAACGAUCUCAACCGAUUGUGAAAUGCCUCUUCCAACGUAAUGUUUUACGGCUGUGCGUACGUGAGAACAUGCUAUCUUCAUAUUUUUUUCUUUCAGGAGGUUCUACUAUGUGAAAAGUGUUUUGGUUGUCUACAAUUUGCUUUCUUUUUCAAAUUUGCAGUUUGUUAAUUUUCUUUAUAUAAAUUGACUGCUUCAAACUAAUGAGACAGGUUUUCUAAUGUUUUGAUUAUGAAUACAUGCGUUUAUAAAAUUAUCUAGUCCUAGUAUUUUGAUGACGAUUAUAUCACUUUUUAAAUGCAUUUAACCCUCUAGUACUUAGGCAAAAUGGUUUUGAUGAAAAUCUCUGUAUAUAAAACUCUUUCCUGAAGUACCAUUUAAAGCAAAAUGUAUAUGUAUUGCUUUCCUAUAGGAUUUAUUAUUAUAAAUGGGAAAUAAGCCACCAUUUAACUUAAAAACUGAUUUUAUUGACGUUUCGACUUCCGAUUCGGCCGCCGUCAUCAAAAUACAAAAUAUUACUAGUAUUUCUACAGGAAUCAAGUAUACAAAACGUCUUGGGCGUUUAUCACUUCUUUGCUGCUAAUCAAAUUGUACAAAAUAGAUUUUUUUUCUUGAACUAGGUGAGACAUCUUCUAUUUGUCAUUAUUGUGUUAUAAUCUGGUCAUAUUGUACCCAAUUGCCUUAUUGUGGAUCAUCUAGUGCCUUGUAUCCAUGCAUAUAUGGUUGUUGUUUCAGGUUCUCUGAUUAUGAUUAUUGAGUUGAUUGAGUAUUUUCCAUAGUAUGUCAGCCCUAUUAGCGUACGUCCGUCCAAUAUGCAUUUUGUCAUGUGCUCGACCAAGUAAACUUUCUAGGUCUAGAUAGUUCUAGAAUAACUUAGCAAAGGUCCCAGUCCUUUUAUUUAACUCCACCAAUAAGUCUUUUUUCCUAUUUCCCCAUCACAAGUUUUGUAAUUGUCGUUAGUUUCAGAUUUCCAAUUGUUGUUGCCUUUUUUUGAUCUCAUUUCUUUAAACAAUGUUGAAUACCCUGAUUUUUCCAAAAUGGUUCUUCUCCAGUGCCUUGCUUUAAUGAGUCCGCUAGUUAAUUCCUUUGGAUUCCUUCAUGCACCAGCACCCAAGCAUAAAGCAAAUUGAAGAUCACUAGUUAUAUUGCAUAAUCUCAUUAAUAAUAUGAUGUUAAUUUAAUUCUUUUAGUAAACGGUGUAUAUGCCUGCUGAAUUUAUUUGCUUUGUAAAUUGUCGGAUAACAGAGAUUCUCUUGUGAGUAUUGUUUAAGAUUUAAAACACAUCAUGAUAACAGUUUUAUACCACAUAUACAUAUAUGUCCUACAGAAAAUAAUCCUUUCGAUCGGGUUUAAUAAUUUUCAAAAUUAUGCUUUUCUACAUUUAUAAAUUAUCUUAAAAUACGCUAACUAAAAUAAAUUUAAUAUUCGACGUUUUAGUCGAUCUAGAACAUUCUUUGUGUUGAUAUAUUUAUAAAAUGUGGACGUUUCAUUUCUGAAUAAAAAGACAAGUUGUAAUAAAACUUUGCUAUAAAUCUUUUAAACUUUGACAUAAUUCUUACUAGGUGACUCGAGUAAGUAGUUUAAUAUUGAUGUGUAACUGUGUAGUUCGCUAAACUAUGUAAAAAUGUAUAAAGUUGUCAAUUUAAAAAAAAUUAGUGAGAGUAAUGUUGAAAAUAAAUAUUUUAAGCAAUCUAAAACAAAAUCUCUAAUAUAAUUUUGUUGAUAUGGCUCUUUCGAAAAUAUGUUUUAAGAUAUUUUUAUCUCUACUUUUUUGACACUCAAAGUAGUUCCAAUGUCCACGUACAUUAUUAACUUUUGACAAAGUUCAAAAUUUGUAACCAAUCAGAUAGUUUAAUUACAUCUACCGAAUAUUACAUAGUUGCAGAGUGUUUAA